Molecule: messenger RNA, 918 nt
Organism: Danaus chrysippus (African queen)
Lineage: Eukaryota; Metazoa; Arthropoda; Insecta; Lepidoptera; Nymphalidae
Source: the annotation of a GenBank genome assembly
AUGUCGCCUAAAGUAACUAAUGCCACGCUUAACAAUGGGAAAGAGAUGCCGAUGGUGGGUCUUGGGACUUACACGCGUCAAUUUGAUCCGGAAGCUGUUAAACAAGCUGUGGAAUGGGGAAUAGAGUGUGGUUAUAGACAUAUAGAUACUGCUUCAUUUUAUAAAAAUGAAGAGUUUUUAGGGGAGGUAAUAGCCAAUAAAAUUAAACAAGGAUAUGUUAAAAGGGAAGAUUUAUUUGUAACUACAAAGAUUUGGAACAACAGUCAUUCUGAAGAGGCUGUGAUACCAGCAUUGAAGGAAUCAUUAAGGAAAUUAAAACUUGAUUAUAUUGAUUUAUACUUAAUACAUUGGCCUGUAUCUAUAAGUGAAAAUGGAGAGGAUACAGCUAUAGAUUAUCUAAAUACCUGGAAAAGUAUGGAGGAAGCUGUACAUCUUGGUCUUGCCAAGUCAAUAGGGGUGUCAAAUUUUAAUGAAGAACAACUUGAAAGGUUGUACAACCAUGCUAAUAUCAAACCAACGGUUAAUCAAGUCGAGAUAAACCCGACAUUGACCCAACAUAAGUUAGUAGAUUUCUGUAAAAAGCUAUCUGUGAUACCGAUUGCUUACACACCAUUGGGGCUCUUGUCCGGAGCUAGGCCGGAGUUUGUUGGCAAAGAUGUCAUCAAAACGGAUCCAAAAUUAGAAAAGAUAGCGGAAAAGUAUGGAAAAACUAAAGCUCAAGUUGUUUUAAGAUAUUUGAUUCAACGUGGUAUCCCGGUUAUACCGAAAUCCUUUACAAAAUCCAGGAUAGAGGAGAAUUUGAACAUUUUUGAUUUCGAGCUGAACCAGGAUGAAAUGUCAAUCGUAGAUAGUUACAAUUUGGAUCAUCGUUGUGUGCCUUCAUUGCAAUUUAAAUCCUAUACUUAUUACCCAUUCUGA